Molecule: messenger RNA, 1411 nt
Organism: Poeciliopsis prolifica (blackstripe livebearer)
Lineage: Eukaryota; Metazoa; Chordata; Actinopteri; Cyprinodontiformes; Poeciliidae
Product: 15-hydroxyprostaglandin dehydrogenase [NAD(+)]-like
Exons: 7
Coding region: 48-827 (259 amino acids)
Cellular component (GO): cytoplasm
Molecular function (GO): oxidoreductase activity, acting on the CH-OH group of donors, NAD or NADP as acceptor
Source: RefSeq, a predicted model, not a curated record
AGGAACGCAGCAGCGCUCAGACCCGCAGCGCGUCGCCGGUGUCGAUCAUGCCUCUGUCCGGGAAAGUGGCUCUGGUGACCGGAGGAGCUCAGGGCAUCGGGAGGGCAGUGGUCCAGUCUCUGCUGAAGAGCUCGGCAAAGGUGGCCGUUGUGGACCUGAACAAGACGGUGGGGGAGCAGCUCCAGGCCCAGCUGGACGCCGACUUCGGGGAGGAACGGAGCGCGUUCAUCCAGUGUGAUGUCACAGAAGGCGACGCUCUGAGAGACGCCUUCCAGAGAACGGUGGACCAGUUUGGACGCCUGGACAUCGUCAUCAACAACGCCGGCAUCAACAACGAGAAGAACUGGGAGAAAACUAUCCAGGUCAACCUGACCUCAGUGAUAAAGGGAACCUACUUGGCCCUGGAGCACAUGAGCAAAGAGUUCGGCAAGGAAGGAGGAACCAUCAUCAACGUCCUCCAUGCAUUCCUCCACUCCCCCCAUCAGCCCGUCUACACGGCCACCAAACACGGAGUGAUCGGCUUCUCCCGAGCGAUGGCGGACGCCGCCGCUCAGGACGACUACGGCGUCCGCAUCAACGUCCUGUGUCCCGCCUUCGUCGACACGCCGCUGCUGCACACCGUGGAGGACGAGGACAACAUGGGGAAGUUCGUCAAGUUCAAGGACGACUUCAAGCACAGCAUGAACAAGUUUGGGGUUCUACAGCCGUCGCUCAUUGCUGAAGGGAUGAUGAGGCUCAUUUCGGACCCGAGCCUGAACGGCGCCGUGAUGAAGAUCACCUGCGCCAAGGGAAUCCACUUCCACACGUACGAACCCAUGUCGGCCUGACCUCCGACCCGCAGGAACCGCGACCCGAUCAGAGGUUCUGGAAGCUAAACUGGAGCCGGGUCCUCGUAGAAACCUCAGCUCUUUUGGUUUCAGAUGAUUGUUUUAGAGAAAUGUUGAAGAUGGUUCUGUUCUGCUUCCUGUUUGGACUCAGCAAAGCAGAACCGCUUCCUGUGGAAACCAAAAGUCUGGAAUCAGCUGAUUUGACCAGAACCAGAACCACAUGCUGAUGCGAAGAAAACGGUUCUGGCCUGGUUCAGUCAUGGACAACCAAACAGCUCCUAACUGUUCAGAAAUGAUCCGAUUGGUACCAGGUUCUGUUGAUACCAACAGAACCUGGUACCAACCUCAGGGUUUCUCCCAGUUUGUGUUCACCAGUUGCAUUGUGGUCCAAAUCUUUGCUUCGGUUCAUCGCGGUUCUGCUCAGCUCUCUGAAGGUCUCACAACAUUUUCAUCAGGUGAAGGCCUGGACUUUGACUAGGCCACUGCAGCACUUUGAUUCUCUUCUUCUUCAGCUGUGUUUGGAUCGCGGUUCUGUUCUGACCCAGUUCAGACUGAGCUUCACUUUGGACUCCAGAAUAGGUUUG